This is a messenger RNA of Mucor mucedo, 1878 nucleotides long. RefSeq lists its product as uncharacterized. The transcript is spliced from 9 exons. Gene Ontology annotation, molecular function: protein binding. NCBI's taxonomy places the organism in Eukaryota, Fungi, Mucoromycota, Mucoromycetes, Mucorales, Mucoraceae. The record is from RefSeq and is a predicted model, not a curated record. The coding region runs from base 52 to 1716 and encodes 554 amino acids.
UUUUUUUCCUUUUUCUACUCUUUUCGUUUCGAUAUUGAAAAUAUUCUUAGUAUGAAAUAUACACCUACCAUUCUUUUUUCAGUAACGCUUCUCGGGGUUUCAUUGGCUGCUGAAACUAUGGUUUCACGAUCUUUUCCAUCUUGUGCAUACGUGGGUGGACAAAUUUAUUGUUUUGGCGGUGACACCUAUAGCGAUUUUGCCUCUGGCAACAAAAUCGAUCAAAACAUCUACUCUCUUGACAUUGCCAAAUUUUCAGGAAAUGAAACAGAUACCUUGAGUAGCAAAUGGGAGAAGAUGAUCCCCAAAACGACAUUCAAUUUAGAAAGUAGAAGAGCCCCUACAGCAGCUGUCUUACCUGAUGGAAAAAGCUUCAUGAUUGUUGGUGGUCUUCUUACUAGCGCCAAUCAAAAAUUUUCGAAUCAGACAAUUAUCUAUGAUACUGCUACAAAUACUUGGAUCAAAGGUUUAUCAUGUACUGAGCCAAACAGAGGAACAAGACAAGUACACCGGUCAACAGCAGUAAAUCUUCCAGAUAACAUGAUUGGUUUCUAUGGUGGAUUAGAACAAGCUGCAAAUACUUCACUCCCCGAAAUCACAGCUUCUGGAAAGACAAUGAAUUAUACUUCCACCGGCGGAUCCCUUGUUGGAUUCCGUGCUUUCAAAGUUUUCUCAUUAACUUCAAACAGCUGGUAUGAUUUCUCUCCUCAAGCCAAUAUACCCGCAGAUUAUUACCCAAAUACACAAUCCGCUACUAUCAUCCCAAGUACGGGUAAAGUAUAUUACUUUGGUGGAAGUUACUAUACCCCCGAUUCUCUUUCUCAAUCCAUCCGAGUUCCAUUCGAUAAAGGAAAUACAUUUGAUACCAAAGCUGGUUCUUGGUCACAAGAAACAUUUACUGGUGAUAUUCCAUCUAAUCGUCUUUUCCACUCUACAAAUCUUUUACCCAAUUCGGAUGAUAUUAUUUUGUAUGGCGGAAGUAAUGAUGGUGCCAAAGCGACCACCGAUUACUGUUAUACAUUAAAUAUUUUAGAGAACAAAUGGACACGACAGGAUUUUUACGUCCCUACGUCUUUAAGUGGACCUAGAUUUAGUCAUUCAACUGUGCUUGUUAAUUCAACACUAUUUGUUCUGUUUGGAAGAGGUUUAGACGGAAGUCUAAAUCCAUCCAUGCUUACCCUUAAUGUCGCUGAUGCGACCAAGAUCGCUUAUACUUCUGUCUAUAGAGCCGAUGGUCAAUACGAGCUUGAAGCCGAUGAAACACAUCCACCUGCCGCGUCUACCGGAUUAAGCACAGGUGCAACGGCGGGAAUUGGAGCUGGAUGUGGUGUUCUUGGUCUCGGUAUUAUUGCAUUUAUUAUAUUCUACAUGCGUCGUCAAAAGAAGAAGAAGACCCAACAACAUCAACAGCUUGAAUCCGAUAUUGCUAAUGAACAGUUACACGACCCUAUUCAUGUGGAUUGGGAUAAAAUCGAUAAUGAUUAUAGAGAGGUUGACAAUUUAGCCUACACGCGGUCUCCCCAAUUAUCAGAAAACACAACACAAGUUAAUAGCCCUUUGUCAGGAGCCGCCGCAAUUAAGCAUGUACCACAUACACCAGAGCCCACCAACAUGGAAGUCCAACCCCAUAUGAAUAAGAACCCAGAUGCAAUGGACGAAGUGGAACUUGUUAAACCAUCGGCUGGAAUUUCGAUCGUCAAACCUGAUGGUUAUCAAUAAAUUUAAACUUCUCUUUUGAUCAUCUAUAACAUAGCUCUCACUGCUACUACUACUACUAUUUUUAUAAAAGCAUCCACAUACAAUAAAUAAAGGGCUGGCAAUGUAUACCCUAUUAUCGAUACUGCUGCUAGAAGACCACAUUAUAAAUAAAUUUUAGUGUUU